CCAGCUGUUCCAAACCAAAUUUAUUCAUAUCAUUCAAAAAAUUACGUAAUAACUAUUAGGUAUAUGUAUUCUUCUAUUCCUAAAAUAAAAUGAAUGAAACUAAAAAUGAUGAUUUUUGUGAAAAUGAUGCUUUACUGCUAACUAAAAAAAAUUACAAAGUGGGGUAAGUACCUACAACUUAGUUAAAUACUUUUCAUUGCAUUGUUUACAAUGACGUUUUAAGGUGAGAGGGGGUCAGAGGUUUGUGACGUUGUGUGUCAUGGGAGGGGGGGUAUAUUGCAAACAAUUAUUUAAGACCUUAUUUUAUGAAGUUUAUGAUAAACAAAAUAUCACUUGAGUGGCCUCCGUGGCUAUUUAUACAGGGUGAUAGUACGGUGGUCCAAACAAUAAAAGUUUUAAAUAUUUUUUUCUCCACAUCUAAAUGACUCCGCUAAACAAAUUUUAAUUUUAGGGUUGUAGAUAAUAUAAAAAUUGUUAAACAUGGUGAACAUGACAAUAAAAAAAUAUCUAGGAUACAAAAAAUACCACCCAGAUUAAGACAGUUUUAUGUAGCUAUAGGACCAAUUUUAGUAACUACCAGUGUAGGUAUGGCUGAAGGAUAUUCUGCUAUAUUACUUCCAAAAUUAGAAAAAGAGGGGAAUUUCGAAAUUGACAAUGAUUUAUCGUCAUGGAUAGCUUCAAUGGCGGCCUUACCCAUGGCUCUAGGCUGUAUUUUGGGGGGCUAUUUAAUGGAAAUAAUCGGUAGAAAAGUGGUACACAUGUUGGCUUGUAUACCCCUAAUUAUAGGGUGGUUAAUAAUAUAUUACGCAUCCGAUGUAAAUAUGAUUUUGGCAGGAAGAUUUUUUACGGGUUUUUGCGUAGGGCUGCUAGGCCCCCCUACAGGGGUUUACAUGAGCGAAACAUCAGACCCUAAAUUUAGGGGAUUUCUUUUGGCAGCCAUAUCUUUUGCUAUAGCUCUAGGAAUUUUUUUGGCACAUCUAUUGGGUACAUACAUGAGUUGGCAAAACACUGCCCUACUGUGCUGCAGUUUUCCAGUGAUGUGCGUUUUUGUGAUGAUACCAGCACCCGAAUCUCCAACAUUUUUGGCGAAAAUUGGAAAAAUCGAAGAAGCUAGAAAGGCGUUUUACUGGUGCAGAGGAUAUUCUGAAGCGGCUACACAAGAGUUGGAGGUAUUAAUAGAAAGACAAGGCAUAUUAACCAAAGAACCUAAAAAAAGUAUAAAAGAAUACUUUCAAGCAUUGAACAAACCUGAAUUUUUAAAACCCCUCAUGAUUAUAAUGAUAUUUUUUAUAACCAUGCAAUGGUCAGGGAACAACGCUAUAAGUUUCUACUGUGUGGACAUAAUGAAAAAAACUUUCGGAGACAAUUUGGAUGAAUAUUUAUCGAUGUUAAUAAUAGACACUAUACGUCUUGUUAUGUCAGUAAUUGCCUGUAUUUUGCUGAAGAAAAUCGGAAGAAAACCCCUGGCAAUACUAAGUGGAGUUGGCACAUUCUUAUCCUUAUUCGUACUAAGCGGUUUUGUUUUCGCUACAAAAUAUUAUAGUGACAUAGCAACUUAUACGUUUGUACCUAUGACCUGUUUGGUGCUGUAUACCGGUUUUAUAACAAUUGGUUUCGUACCCCUACCAUGGACCAUGAUGGGUGAGGUUUUCCCAUUGGCCAACAGAGGGCUGGGUAGCGGUAUCGUUGCCAUGGUGAAUUACAUAAUGAUUUUUGCCGUCGUCAAGGUUACGCCAAGCAUGCUGCUCAAUUUGGAUUCCGAUGGUACCUAUUUAACUUACGCGGUCUGUUGUUUCUUAGGAACCAUUUUCCUAAUUUUAUAUUUACCUGAGACCAAGGAUAAGCCACUACAUGUAAUUGAGGAUCAUUUUAAGAGUAAACCAAAGAAUGUGGAUUAGAUACCAAAUAAAUUAUUUUUUAUUUUUAAAUGACAUUUAAUUGAUUUUUCCUUUAAAGAUUCCAAAAACAUUGGAUUUUGGGAAAUCUAACCUUAAUUUUACAUUUAAGGCCAUAGGUAUUUGAUUUUCGAUUGUUUUUUGUAUUAUUAUUUUUAAAUGCAGAGCAAAAAUCCCACAAAAUCAUAAUUAGGUAUAUUUUACUACAAAAAUAAAUAUGUCAAAAAACCUAACCUCAAUUUAUUUGUUUACUUUACAAAUUUUUCAAAUAAUUCCCCAUAACUUUCAUUGCAACAUUUUCUGUGUUUUAAUUCCAACUCAUGGACGAUUUCUUUGUUCAAAGUUUUCAACAUUUGCAAAUUUUUAGAGGCCCUAUUUUGAAUUAUAACUUUUCUCACCAAAUUUACAAAUUUUUCCAAAAUUAUUUUUCGUUUCAUCCACCUUUCUACGCAACAAAUAUCAGAAAAAUCGGGUGGUUUCUACAAUUAACAAGUUUUGUUUUGAGUUUACCAAAACUAAACAAAAAUACCCAAAAACUAUUUUAUAUGUUAGUUUGCAAAUUUUAAAUAAUGCCUACCUUAUUGUAUAGCAGUUCUCAGCUCACAAGAAACCAAAAACACUAUUGUACUUAAAAAAUUGUCACAAAACGUAUAUUUUACUUUAAAAACACUUUUUUCUUUCUUAGCGUUAUUUUAACUGUCAUUUACGCGGUCUAA
Molecule: messenger RNA, 2611 nt
Organism: Brassicogethes aeneus
Lineage: Eukaryota; Metazoa; Arthropoda; Insecta; Coleoptera; Nitidulidae
Source: the annotation of a GenBank genome assembly